AUGUCGCUUCCAGCCACCAUGCGGGCGGUGGUCCUCAAGGGCGACUAUCAGGUUGCCGUGGAGGACCGACCAGUUCCCAAGAUCCAGAAGCCCACGGAUGCGAUCCUGAAGGUGUCUUCGACAGCACUUUGCGGAUCUGAUCUGCACUUCUAUCGAGGUCAUCUCAAGUGCCCGCCCAACUUUAUCUGCGGCCAUGAGUUCGUGGGCACGAUCGUUGAAAAGGGCGACGCGGUCAAAAACUUCAACAUUGGCGACAAAGUCGUCGUCCCCUUCUACACGGCCUGCCAGGAAUGCUACUACUGUGUCCGCGGGCAGGCCAGUAGAUGCCUCCACGGCGAGCUGUUUGGCAACUCGGUGCCUGCCAACACGGUCGACGGCGGACAGGCCGAGUACGUGCGGGUGCCGUUGGCGGGCACGACGUGCGUCAAAGCACCAUCAGGAAUUCCGGAGGAAAUGCUUGUGUUGAUGGCCGACAUUUUCCCGACGGGCUAUUUCGCCGCGGCACGGUUCUUGAAAGACCUGCCUCAGCGAGACCGGGACGAGUUCACCACAGUUGUCAUCGGCUGCGGGCCGGUGGGCAUCUGCGCCAUCACCUCAGCCCUGACCAUGGUCAAGACGGUGUAUGCGAUCGACUCAGUCCCCGAGCGUCUGGCCGAGGCCGAGAAGAUUGGCGCCAUCCCCAUCAAUCUGAACGACAACCCUGUCGAGAAGAUCAAGGCGGCCAGCGGCGGGCGCGGCGCCGAUGUCGUGCUGGAAGUGGUGGGACACGCCGAUGCAUUCAUGCUGGCCUUCGACAUGAUCCGUCCUUGGGGUCAGAUCAGUUCGAUUGGCGUGCACACGGAGAUGAUCCCCUUGAACGGCCUUUUGUGCUAUGGCAAGAACGUCACCAUGGCUUUUGGUCGGUGUCCUGUCCGCAGCAUUUUCGAGGACGCCCUGAAGAUCUUGAUCAAGGAGCAAAAGAAAGUCGCUCAUCUGUGUGGCAAGACAAUGUCCUUGGAAGAUGCGCCCCAGGCCUACAAGGACUUUGAGGCCCGCAAGGUCAUGAAGAUUGUCUUCAAGAUGCCGGGAGAGGCGACGGGCCAAAACGUUGCAGAUAAAGUCUAG
Molecule: messenger RNA, 1104 nt
Organism: Exophiala dermatitidis NIH/UT8656
Lineage: Eukaryota; Fungi; Ascomycota; Eurotiomycetes; Chaetothyriales; Herpotrichiellaceae
Exons: 4
Coding region: 1-1104 (367 amino acids)
Molecular function (GO): zinc ion binding; oxidoreductase activity
Source: RefSeq, a predicted model, not a curated record